AUGGGAGCGGUCUUGCAGGAAUUGUUGAUUCAGAAUCUUGGAGAAUUAUACACCUUUGUUGGCAUGAUUGCUUUUCAGAUUCCUGAUUUAUCUAAAUUGUUGAGGAUAUCAGAUUCAUACUUUCAUCCUGGAAAUCUGAAUCAUAUGUUUCUAGAAACCAAUGAUUUCAUUUCUGAAACAUAGUUGUUAAAGAAUAUAAUUUACUUUGAGCUGAGUAGAAAAAUACUCAGCAUCAAUAAUAAUGACUUUGAAAACAUGGGAACAUCUUUGAAGAUUCUUAAUCUGUCAUUUAAUAAUCUUACAGACUUACAUCCCAGGGCCCUUAAGCCAUUGUCUUCAUUGACUCAUCUUCAGGCAAAUUCUAUUCCUUGGAAAUGUAACUGCAGAGUAUUGGGCCUUCGAGACUGGCUAGCAUCCUCAGACUUUACUUUAAACAUCUGUUGUCAGAAUCUCCUGCCUAUGUGCGGCAGAUCGUUACAUUAUAUUAAGUGGACUGACCUUACAAAUUGUGUUACAUCUUCAACAAAUAUAUCCAGAGAUUGGUUUGUAAAAUCUCUUCACAUUCUUCACAAGACCACUGAAUUAAUGAUGGCCUGGCACAAAGUAACCACAAAUGGGAACCAUUUGGAAAACGCUGAGAGCAUUACUUUCUGGAAUCAUGUUCGCACUUCACCUGCCAGUACGUUUUCUGAAGAGGAUACCUUUAGUAAUCCAUUAGAAACUACUGCAGUGUUACCUGUGCAAAUACAGCUUACGUCUUCUGUUAACUUGAACUUGGAAAAAACCAGUGCUUUACCAAUUGAUGCCACACCAGUGUCAGGGAAAACAUCUCUUAUUUGCACACAAGAAGUUGAAAAAUUGAAUGAGGCUUUUGACAUUUUGUUGGCUUUUUUCAUCUUAGCUUGUGUUCUAAUCAUUUUUUUGAUCUACAAAAUUGUUCAAUUUAAACAAAAACUAAAGGCUCCAGAAAACUCAGGGGAAAAUAGACUUGAAUACUACAGCUUUUAUCAGUCAGCAAGGUAUAAUGUAACUGCCUCAGUCUAUAAUACUGGCUCGGGUUCUCUAGAAAGCCCUGCUUUGGAACAAAUUGGGCUCCACAAACAAAUUGUUCCUGAAAGUGAGGCACAGGUCAUACUCUUUGAACAUUCUGCUUUGUAA
This is a messenger RNA of Suncus etruscus (white-toothed pygmy shrew), 1158 nucleotides long. It is a transcript of the gene LRRC70, whose product is annotated as leucine rich repeat containing 70. Gene Ontology annotation, molecular function: protein binding. Lineage: Eukaryota; Metazoa; Chordata; Mammalia; Eulipotyphla; Soricidae. The record is from RefSeq and is a predicted model, not a curated record.